AUGAGUAAAAGAGACUUGGAAACUGAGUCUGGUUCAGACAUCAACAAAAAACCAAAAAAAGAAGAGUUGGCCAUUGACUCGGAAUUGUUAGACCAUCACUCCAACAAUUCUUCCUCCAACGCUCCCAAUAGUAAAGAAGACGAUGAAGAUGAUGAUCAAGUAGCCACAGCGGCGAUUGUGGCCGCUGCUGCUUCUAUCGCGUCACCUGAUCAACACAAGGACGAUGGACCUUCAGCGGCUGCGGCUGCGGCUGCGGCUGCUGUCCAGCAACUCAAGCAGCAACAUGAACAGCAACACCAGCAGCAGCAGCAACAACAACAUCAACAACAGCUUCAACAACACCAACAACACCAACAACAACAGUCUCAAUUGACACUGCAACACCAACACCAACAACAACAACAACAACAACAACAACAACAACAACAACAACAACAACAACAACAACAACAACAACAACACCAACAACAGCAGGCAGAUUUCGUCUACAAAUCAGGUGCUCCCUCUGUCAGUAGUCCCUACACCAUCACGCCCAUUCCUCAGAGUAUCAAGCCGGUCCACGGCACGGAAGAAUGGCACAAACAACGCAAGGAGAACCACAAGGAGGUGGAACGUCGUAGAAGAGAAAGCAUCAACCUGGGGAUCAAGGAAUUGGCCCAACUAAUCCCCACCAGCGACACCAAUAAAGCUCAAAUCUUACAACGAGCCGUAGAGUACAUCAAGAGAUUGAAGGAGAACGAAAGCAACAACAUGGAGAAAUGGACUUUGGAAAAGCUUUUAACGGAGCAGGCCGUGAGUGAGUUGAGUAACUCCAACGAGAAGUUGAAGCAAGAAUUGGAAAGAGCCUAUAGAGAAAUCGAGCAGUGGAAGAGACAAGCCAAAGAAGCCGAAAAGAAGUUGGCAGAAUAA
Lizanozyma spartinae is the source of this 909-nucleotide messenger RNA. RefSeq names its product Cbf1p (gene CBF1). NCBI's taxonomy places the organism in Eukaryota, Fungi, Ascomycota, Pichiomycetes, Serinales, Debaryomycetaceae. The record is from RefSeq and is a predicted model, not a curated record. The coding region runs from base 1 to 909 and encodes 302 amino acids. Gene Ontology annotation, cellular component: nucleus. Gene Ontology annotation, molecular function: protein dimerization activity; DNA-binding transcription factor activity. The transcript has a single exon.